Messenger RNA from Carlito syrichta (Philippine tarsier), 3865 nucleotides. RefSeq names its product protein phosphatase 6 regulatory subunit 2 (gene PPP6R2). Gene Ontology annotation, cellular component: nucleus; cytosol. Bases 150 to 2972 code for a protein of 940 amino acids. NCBI's taxonomy places the organism in Eukaryota, Metazoa, Chordata, Mammalia, Primates, Tarsiidae. The record is from RefSeq and is a predicted model, not a curated record. Gene Ontology annotation, molecular function: protein phosphatase binding; protein phosphatase regulator activity. The transcript is spliced from 24 exons.
CAGGUAAAGAGAUUAUAGAUCUUACACUGAACGAAAAAUUUUUUCUUAGGGUUGCAUAUACUCUAAGAAAAAACCACAAAUGUUUUUCUAUUUUGCCUGAAUACAAGAUUUAAGCAAGAAGUUUCCACAGAAGCUCCGUGGCCGUCACGAUGUUCUGGAAGUUUGACUUGAACACCACGUCCCACGUUGACAAGCUGCUGGACAAGGAGCACGUGACACUGCGGGAGUUGAUGGAUGAAGAUGACAUCUUGCAGGAGUGUAAGGCUCAGAACCAGAAGCUGCUGGACUUCCUGUGUAGGCAGCAGAGCAUGGAGGAGCUGGUGAACCUCAUCACUCAGGACCCGCCCCUGGAUGUGGAGGAGAAGGUCCGCUUCAAAUAUCCAAACACAGCCUGUGAGCUUCUGACUUGUGAUGUGCCGCAGAUCAGCGACAGACUAGGUGGGGACGAGAGUCUGCUGAGCCUUCUAUACGACUUCUUGGACCACGAGCCACCUCUCAAUCCUCUGCUCGCCAGUUUUUUCAGCAAGACCAUUGGCAAUCUCAUUGCAAGGAAAACCGAACAGGUGAUUGUGUUCUUGAAGAAGAAGGACAAGUUCAUCAGCCUGGUGUUGAAGCACAUCGGCACCUCGGCCCUCAUGGACCUGCUGCUGCGCCUGGUCAGCUGUGUGGAGCCAGCUGGGCUCCGGCAGGAAGUCCUGCACUGGCUUAAUGAAGAGAAGAUCAUCCAGAGGCUUGUGGAGCUGAUCCAUCCAGGUCAGGAUGAAGACAGGCAGUCGAAUGCUUCUCAGACUCUCUGUGACAUUGUUAGGCUGGGCAGAGACCAGGGCAGUCAGCUGCAAGAGGCUCUGGAGCCAGACCCCCUCCUCACAGCGCUGGAGUCGCAGGACUGUGUGGAGCAGCUUCUGAAGAACAUGUUUGACGGAGACUGGACUGAGAGCUGCCUCGUCAGUGGGACUCAGGUGUUACUCACCUUGCUGGAAACCAGGCGGGCUGGGGCAGAGGGCUUGGUGGACUCCUUUUCUCAGGGACUGGAAAGGUCACACGCUGUCAGCGGCAGCAUCCUGCAUGGCAUCACACCGCGCCUGAAGGACUUCCAUCAGCUCCUACUCAGCCCACCAAAGAAGGAAGCUAUCCUGACCACCAUCGGUGUGCUAGAGGAGCCUCUGGGGAAUGCCCGUCUGCAUGGUGCCCGCCUCAUGGCUGCCCUGCUGCAUACCAACACGCCCAGCAUCAACCAGGAGCUCUGCCGGCUCAACACCAUGGACUUACUGCUGGACUUGUUUUUUAAGUACACCUGGAACAACUUUUUGCACUUCCAAGUGGAACUAUGCAUAGCCGCUAUUCUCUCCUACGCUGCCCGGGAGGAAGGGGCAGAAGCCAAUGGAGCUGAGUGCAGGAUGGAACCUGCAUGUGGGAAUGGGAACAGCAGCUGGGAGAGCCCCCAGCCUGCCGCCGCCAGCCUCCCUGAGAACACAAUGGUGACCCAUCUGUUCCAGAAAUGCUGCCUGGUGCAGAGGAUCCUGGAGGCCUGGGAAACCAACGACCACAUACAGGCUGCGGGCGGCAUGCGGCGCGGGAACAUGGGCCACCUCACGCGGAUUGCCAAUGCCGUGGUGCAGAACCUGGAACGAGGCCCUAUGCAGGCGCACAUCAGCGAGGUCAUCCGAGGGCUCCCUGCAGACUGCCGUGGCCGCUGGGAGAGCUUUGUGGCGGAGACACUGACAGAGACCAACCGCAGGAACACCGUGGACCUGGUGAGCAUUCACCACCUCCAUUCCUCGAGUGAGGACGAGGACAUUGAGGGUGCUUUCCCUAACGAGCUGUCCCUUCAGCAGGCCUUCUCCGAGUACCAGAUCCAGCAGAUGACAGCCAACUUUGUGGAUCAGUUCGGCUUCAAUGACGAGGAGUUUGCAGACCAGGACGAUAACAUCAAUGCCCCGUUUGACAGGAUUGCGGAGAUUAAUUUCAGCGUUGAUGCCGACGAUGACAGUCCUAGCGCAGCUCUGUUUGAGGCCUGCUGCAGUGACCGCAUCCAGCCUUUUGAUGAUGAAGAGGAGGACAUCUGGGAGGACAAGGAGACUCGCUGUGCCACCCGGGUGAUGGCCAGAGCCAGGUUUGGAGUGCCCCAUGCCCCAGAGAGCUGCUCAGAGGAUGGCCUGGAUGGGAAGGCAAGCCCCGAAGCAGACAGGAACACGCCUGGGACGGACCCGCCCCCAGCACCUGGGAGAAAAGAAGGCCCUUCUGUGGAGGCUGACUCAGAAGGGACUGCAUGGACGGCUGUGUUUGAUGAGCCCGUGAACUCAACCCCCACGGCCCCAGGUGUGGCUAGGGAUGUGGGCUCCAGCGUGUGGGCUGCUGGCACCUCAGCUCCGGAGGAGAAAGGCUGGGCCAAGUUCACCGACUUCCAGCCUUUCUGCUGCUCCGAAUCCGGGCCCAGGUGCAGCUCUCCCGUGGACACAGAGCGUGGCCGUGCUGGGGGCAGCCCGAGCCCGAGCCUGGAGAAGGCCUUUGACCCAGGUCCGCCCCCGCCUUGUGCCUGGAACGUGUGUGUCACCAGGAAGGCCCCCCUGGUGGCCUCCGACAGCGAGGAGGAGGAGCAGAAGGCAGGCGGUGCCACGGGAGCUGGGAGCAGGGGUCCUGGCCAGGAGGCCAGCCCGCUGCCGGAAGCAGCCAGGUCAGAGGAGGCUGUGGGACGGGCCGCAUGUGCCGACAGAACGCUGCCAGACCCUGCCUGCCAUGCACCUGUGGACGUAACUCCCUCCCCGGCCGUGGCUGCACCCCUCAAGGCUACAGUGGCCACCACCACAGCACUGAGCAGGCCUGGCCCUCCUGUGUACACCCCAGCAGUCUCUUCUACAGUGGCCGUGGCGGUCACCAUAGCCCCAGCCUUGGUGGCUGCCUCGGGGACAGUGGCAAAGGAUGGGAAGACAGAUGCCCCUCCAGAAGGCGCUGCCUUAAACGGCCCCGUGUGAUGCUGCUGCCGCCCGGCCACGGCCCGCCCUGGUCAGGCUGCAUCCUUAAUCAAGAAAACUACCUGGUGAUGCAAUUUGUGUUUCCUAUUUAAUUUAAUCUUAAAAUAAAUGCUGCAUUGUUUGUAAAGCUGGCAGUUGGAACCCGUUAGACGGCCCAGCUCUCACCUGCCCGCCCGCGUGGGCCUCAGGCUGCUCAGGCCUGCAGAGGGACAGAGGACGCCCCCUGGCCGCCCCCCGGGCCUCGAGCACAGCAAUAAGGUCUCAGACGUGCAGCCUCUGCCUGCAGUAGCAGGGUGCCACGGCCCUGAGAUGCCACCAGGACCCAGCAGGCCAGGAGGGGCACAGAUGCCGAGGCUGUUUUUACUGGUUUUUUAAAAGUGAACACGGGGAGAGCCGCGUUUUUUUGCACUUUGUGUCCAGCUGCAGCAGCUCCCAGCUCAGGUCAGAUUGAGGGCCUGGGCUGGGGAGAUCUGGUCCCAGUAGGGGUUGGCCAGGAGCUGUUUGGCCGGAAGGGUCUCAGAGCCUGGGGCUGUAGGCGCCCAGUGGCCUCGGGGCUGCAUGGAACCCGGCUAUAAGAUGUGACUGCCUUAAAAACACAAGACCCUCCCGACCUGGCGAGGGCAUCCCUUGUGCCCAGCAGCCCAGGCUAGCACACUUGGGGGUGGGUGGUUAGGGGGCCUGGCAGGGGUUGGCCAGAAUGUGUGGGUGUGGGGGCCACGAUGGGACACUGGGGGCUCAGAGACUGACUUCGGACAGUGCUGGACAGGGCCAUGUCGUUCUGGAAGGGUCCGAGAGGUUGUUUUAUGUUGAGACCAUUUUCGAUGUUCUGACUAUCCGACAGGGCACCCGAAACUCAACUCCCAAUAAAAGCUGUUUCGCUCUUAACUGACAAA